Molecule: messenger RNA, 2034 nt
Organism: Grosmannia clavigera kw1407
Lineage: Eukaryota; Fungi; Ascomycota; Sordariomycetes; Ophiostomatales; Ophiostomataceae
Product: L-serine dehydratase 1
Exons: 1
Coding region: 1-2034 (677 amino acids)
Biological process (GO): gluconeogenesis
Molecular function (GO): 4 iron, 4 sulfur cluster binding; L-serine ammonia-lyase activity
Source: RefSeq, a predicted model, not a curated record
AUGACUUUUGCCAUGACACGGCGGUUCCUGAUGCGAGGCGUGAUGGGAGAGAGCCGGACGGCCUCUGUGAUCCGAGCUGUUCGGCCUCCCUUGGCACGGCCCAGUCUGGAGCAGACGCGUCUGCUGAGCCGGACACGGCAGCAGCCGCAGCCGGGCACGGACGAGCCAGACGACGCAGGGACAUACAGCGAGUCGGACCACGAGCACGCGGUGAUCUCGACGUUUGACCUCUUCAGCAUCGGCAUCGGCCCGUCGUCAUCGCACACCGUGGGCCCGAUGCGGGCGGGCAACAUCUUCAUCGUCGACCUGGCCGAGGCCGGGCUGCUGGACCGCGUGCACAAGAUCCGCGUGGCCAUCUACGGCAGCCUCGCGCUGACGGGCGAGGGCCACAUGACCCCGUCGGCCAUCCUGCUGGGGCUCGAGAGCGCCGACGUGGAGACGGUCGAGACGGCCUACGUGCCCACACGCUUCGAGCAGAUCAAGGCGACCCGGCAGCUGGUCUUGGGGCGUGGCCUCGCCGACGGCAGCCCCGGUCGCACCAUCGACUUCGACUAUAGCCGCGACUUCGUCUGGGAAUGGGGCCGCAAGCUGCCGAUGCACAGCAACGGCAUGCGCUUCACCGUCUUCGACGCCGACGGCUACGUCCUCGCGCGCAACGACAUGUUCAGCGUCGGCGGCGGCUUCGUCGUCAACGGUGCCCUCUCGGUCAAUCCGCUGCCCGGCUCCUCUGACGAGCAGCGCGGACACCCGGCUGACCUGUCCGAGAAUCUCUUUUACAAGGAAACCCGCCGCUCUGACGCCUCCGGUGACCGGCGGUCCGGCGCUGAAGUCCGGCCGCUGUCUCUAGGCGAUGGAGACGCUGCAGACGAGACGCUGCUGCCAGGACCGCCCGAAAGCACGUCGCUGGCCGCUCCUGCUCCAGCAGCCUCAGCCACAAUUACUUCAGUCACAGCUCCAGCCACAGCCGCAGCGCCUGCCGACAAGUCCAGCCAGCCCCGAUACCCUUUCCGCGAUGCGGCCAGCCUGCUGUCGCUCUGCCGGAAGCACAACCUGACGAUCGCCCAGCUGGUGUAUGAGAACGAGCGGAGCCACGGGUACAGCGACGAGGAGAUCUACGCCAAGCUGGCGCGCACAUGGCAGGUCAUGGACAACAGCAUCUUGGAGAGCGUGCAGGCGCCGCUGAAUGCCGUCUUGCCGGGCUCUCUGAAGCUGCAUCGCCGCGCUCCGGCUCUGUACCGUCGGCUGACGCGGGGGCUCUACUCGGCGGCCGACAGCGACGCAACUAGGCCGAGCUCGCCGUCGUCUGCUAUGGCUGCGCUGCCAACCGGUGCCAGUCUGGCCAAGCGAGUCAUCCCGCGCAUCCACGGCGCUCUCGACCAUCCGAUCGCUCCGUCGCCGCCACGGCGCACCGCCUUUCCGGCCAUGGACUACCUGACUGUCUAUGCGAUCGCCGUGAACGAGACCAACGCGGCCGGCGGGCGCAUCGUCACGGCGCCGACCAACGGUGCCGCCGGCAUCAUCCCGGCCGUGCUCAAGUACAUUAUCGAGUUUAUCAGCGACGACGCCGAACGCGACAUCUGCACGUUCCUCCUGACGGCCGCCGCCAUCGGCAUGCUCUACAAGCGCGGCGCCACCAUCUCCGCCGCCGAGGGCGGCUGCAUGGCCGAGGUCGGCGUCGCCUGCUCCAUGGCUGCCGGUGCUUUUGCUGCCUGCAUGGGCGCUGGGCUCGAGACCAUCGAGAUGGCUGCCGAGAUCGGCAUCGAGCACAAUCUCGGCCUCACCUGCGACCCCAUCGGCGGCCUCGUCCAGGCCCCCUGCAUCGAGCGCAACGCCCUCGGCGCCGUCAAGGCCGUCUCCAGCGCCAAUCUCGCGCUCAGCAGCAGCCCCGGCACCCAAAAGGUUCGCCUCGACGACGCCAUCCAGGCCAUGCGGCUCACGGCCAAGGGCAUGCGCAACGAGUUCAAAGAGACCAGCCUCAGCGGCCUCGCCACCAGCGUGCCGCUGCACAUUCCCGUGAGCGUGCCGGACUGUUAG